Molecule: messenger RNA, 2298 nt
Organism: Capsicum annuum
Lineage: Eukaryota; Viridiplantae; Streptophyta; Magnoliopsida; Solanales; Solanaceae
Product: cleft lip and palate transmembrane protein 1 homolog
Exons: 12
Coding region: 377-2185 (602 amino acids)
Cellular component (GO): endomembrane system; membrane
Source: RefSeq, a predicted model, not a curated record
AUUUUUAUUUUGAAUUGGAAGACUAUCACAGAUAACUUCUCUACUCUGUCUUUUUCAUUGUUGCUCUGCAAAAAUACAUCGAAUAUAUUGUUAUCAAAUUAGUUUUAUUAUAAACAAAAAUAAAUAAAUAAAUUUAGUUUGAGAUUAUUUUUGCAUUUUUGUUUUAAAAAAUAAGAUUCCAAGUCCCAAUUGAACGCUUUUCUUUUUCCCUCAAAAAAAUAUCUCAUUGUUCCAAUCAAUUUGAGAUUUAUAUAUAGAACUUUUUUCGCUCGCGAUAUUUGUUCUCUUUUACUUCUCGCGUUAAUUUCUCGGCGGCGGCGGCAACUGAUCGGAGAAAUUGUAGUGUUUUAGCAAAGCUAAAGCUAUUAACGAAUCGAUGGCGCCACCGGCGAAUGGAGGUGGCGGCGGAGGAGCUGUACAGGAGCAGCCGGCGGCGGCGGCAGGGCAGCCGCAGCAACAGCGGCAGCAAGGAGGAAUUGGACAGAUGUUGACAGGAGUAAUAAGAAUAGCUGUUUUCUGGUAUUUUGCUUCCAAGUUUUUUUCGCCGAAUAAGCCUAUCUCCUCCGAUCCGUCUGUUCCUAAUUUCCAGAUCUCGAAUCUCUUCCACAAAGGCGAACCUUUGGACAUGUGGUUCUAUCUUUCCGAACAAGAAAAGUUCAACGACUUUGGCAAUGAAGGUGCACUUAUUUGGCAUGAGACAAAUAUACCAUAUGCUGUUUGGGGACCAGAGAGUACCAGAACCCUUUCAUUGAAGUAUCAGCCCUCUGUGGCAGUGAAGAACAAUGGGAGUCUUUAUGCUCAUGUUUUCUUUGCACGUUCUGGGUAUUCUCCUGAUCCAAAUGAUCCUGAGUAUCAACCAUUGACUGCUUUUGGACGGACAUAUCCUAUUGUGACGUAUCUACCCAAAUCUAAAGCAGACAAGAAGAAGAGCCUUUUAAGAAAUUCUGAGGACUCGAAGGAGGAUGUCACCAUUUCUGAGGCAGUUCAAGAAGCUCAAGAUGAUCUUAAGGAGGAUGGUCCUCCUGAAUGGAUUUCAUAUUGGAAACCUAAUGUUACAAUCAACUUGGUUGAUGAUUUCACAAGAUACACUGCAAAUGCCAUUCCACCUAUUGUUGCUCCUUACAUGAAUAUUGAAUCUACAACAGGAAACUACUAUCCGACUGUUUUCUUCAAUGAGUUCUGGCUACUUAGGGAUAAAUUAAUAGCUAUGAAUGAUACAGUAACUGAGGUGCCUCUGCAUCUAGAGGUGGGUCCCAUAAGCAUGACAAAAUGGCAGCUAUUCCUGCAGAUGGACCAGUCCUUCCAGAUUCAUCGUAGUUAUGGUAGCAUGCUCGAUGGGGAGUCUGAUGAACUAAAGAGAGUUUUCUUGGAAGGAAAUCCGUACCUUUUGGGGCUGACCAUGAUUGUCUCAGUAAUGCAUUCACUAUUUGACUUCCUGGCAUUCAAGAAUGAUAUUCAAUUUUGGAAUAAAAACAAGUCCAUGGAAGGGCUGUCUGCAAAAUCAGUGGUUGUGAACUUCUUUUGCCAGCUGAUUGUUUUCCUGUAUCUUCUUGAUAAUGAUACUUCAUGGAUGAUACUUGCAAGUUCCGGUGUUGGUUGUUGUAUUGAGUUCUGGAAAAUAGGGAAGGCAAUGCACAUUGAGAUUGACAGAUCUGGUAGAAUACCUAUGUUGAGGUUCCGAGAUCGGGAAUCAUAUGCUGGAAAUAAGACGAAAGAAUAUGAUGAUCUUGCCAUGAAGUAUUUGUCCUAUGUGUUGUUCUUCCUUGCCGUGUGCUUUGCAAUAUACUCUCUAAUGUAUGACCGCCACAAGAGUUGGUAUUCGUGGAUCCUCUCAUCCCUGACAAGCUGCGUCUAUAUGUUUGGAUUUGUUAUGAUGUGUCCACAGUUGUUCAUCAAUUAUAAGCUGAAGUCCGUUGCUCAUUUACCUUGGAGGCAGAUGACUUACAAAUUUCUAAAUACCAUCAUUGAUGAUUUGUUUGCAUUUGUGAUAAAAAUGCCAAUGCUACAUCGCCUGUCUGUGUUCCGUGAUGAUGUUAUAUUUUUAAUAUACCUAUAUCAGAGAUGGGUUUAUCCAGUAGACAAGAAACGGGUGAAUGAGUUCGGUUUUGCUGCAGAAGAUGUGGAUCAAGCUGCCAGUAGUUCAGAUACUCCAGCAGAGAAAGAAGACGAGAAGAAGACUAACUAAGCUGAAUUUUCCGUUAUGUUUUUAGGACCCGUUUGGCCAUGAAAAACCAAAAACAUAUUCACUUUAUUUGAUAUUUUUGAAGUUGAAAAUAGAGUUAAUAGUUGUGUUGGCCA